Cornus florida is the source of this 2323-nucleotide messenger RNA. Its product is annotated as protein IQ-DOMAIN 19. The record is from RefSeq and is a predicted model, not a curated record. Bases 446 to 1864 code for a protein of 472 amino acids. The transcript is spliced from 3 exons. Gene Ontology annotation, molecular function: protein binding. Lineage: Eukaryota; Viridiplantae; Streptophyta; Magnoliopsida; Cornales; Cornaceae.
CAUCCAAUCACAAAAUUACCAAAACACCCUGGUUCAUUAGAACAUAAUGAUAGUAUUCAGAGGGCAGAACGGGCAACAUAAAAGAAGUUGUGUACCAAAGGGUAAGGAAUCGAAUCAAUAGCAUUAAUCUUCUAGGACGGUGGCAAGUGGCUUAGUUGGGGAGCUUCCACUCUGCUUCUUUAUUUCUUCACUUGCAGGCUUUUUGCCAAAAAAACAUCAGCAAAAUGUCAUAGUACACAAUAAAACAGUAAGAAAUUAAAGAUCACUCUGUCACAAGAUGAGGUACUAAGUUUUGUUCUAUAAUAUAGACCAACGUAGUGUUAGAUGGUUACUGAUCAUUGAUCAAACAGAUAGAGAGAGAUCGAUCUAACACAUCAUUUGUUGCUUUCUCUCUUGCUCUUAUCAUUUGUUUGAUACAAUGGUAGUUUAGAAGGUAGUGAAAGAGAUGGGGAAGACAAGCAAGUGGAUCAAGAACUUCUUGACAGGAAAGACAGACAAAGGAAAAGAAAAAGAUAAGAAGACAAGCAAUCAAUCCACAACCACAACAAUAAGUACUGAGAACCCAACAACUCCGAUAUCGAUCCCACCGACGACACCCAAAGAGAAAAGGAGAUGGAGUUUCCGGAGAUCAUCCGCCACGGCCACUGUUCAGAAGGACCCGAGCUCUGCAGACAUCAUUGCCACCGCACCACCGGCAGUGUUGGAACCAGAGAAUGAGCAUAAGAAACACGCAAUGGCGGUGGCUGCAGCCACCGCAGCAGCUGCUGAUGCAGCUGUGGCAGCAGCACAAGCGGCUGCAGCCGUGAUCCGGCUGACUGCCGUCCACAAUGGGAGAACUAGUGCAAUUGAAGAGGCGGCUGCCAUUAAGAUUCAGUCCGUCUUUCGGUCAUAUUUGGCAAGAAAAGCACUGUGUGCAUUGAGAGGGCUUGUGAAAUUGCAGGCAUUGGUAAGAGGUCACCUGGUGAGAAAACAGGCCACUACAACACUCCGGUGCAUGCAGGCAUUGGUGACGGUUCAGGCUAGAGCUCGGGCUCAGAGAAUCAAGAUGGUUGACGAGACAAACCCCAAUAAUCAGAGGCAAUUCAAUCAGAGAAAGAUCGCACUAGACAAUAGAUUCAGGCAAACAGAUUAUGAGAUGGAUAGAGGCAUGGAGGAGAACAUCAAGAUUGUGGAGAUGGAUCUAGGUGAAUCGAAAGGAAGCACAAAGAGCAGGAAUAGCGAUUCAAACAACCCCCAAGAAGAACGAGCAGAGCAUAGAUUUUCCACCCAUUAUCGCGAAUUCACGAAGCAAGACCAUCAGCAGAUCUCACCAGCUCCAUCAGCACUGACCGAGAUGAGCCCAAGAGCUUCUAGUGGGCAUUUUGAGGAGUAUUCAUUCGGCACAGCACAGAGCAGCCCCCAAUACCACUCUGCAGUGUCCAAACCCGAUCCAUCCAGAGUUCCUUUCGCUUUCCCCAGAGCAGAGUACUCUGAGUCCUUGUACAAUGAUUACCCAUUCUAUCCAAAUUACAUGGCUAAUACAGAGUCAUCAAAGGCAAAGUUGCGAUCACAUAGUGCACCAAAGCAGCGGCCAGAUUCAUUUGAAAGGCAACCAAGCAGGCGGAGACCAUCCAUAGAAGGAAGGAACGUUCCACGUGCUGUGAGGAUGCAGCGAUCAUCUUCACACGUUGGUUCCACUGCUCAGAAUUACCAGUAUCCAUGGUCAAUCAAGCUUGACCGGUCUUCAGUUUCUCUUAAAGACAGUGAGUGCGGAUCAACCAGUACAGUGCUCACCAAUAGCAACUACUGCAGAUCUCUAGUCGGAUUUGAUGUGAGUCGAAUUAACCAAAAAUUCGCAAUGAUUGAAUACAAAACACCAGUUUGAGUGAGCAAUAACAACAUUGGCUUGUAGUAGCUAUGUUUUCUCAGCAUCUGAUUCCAUUAUACCAUUUCCUUUUGUGAGUGCAGGCUUAUGGGAGUAGGUACUAAAAGUUCAUAACUCCCCAUCAUUGUGAUUGUGUGUGGCACAAAGUAGAAAUAAUUUCAGUGGCUAGACAACUGAUAAGAGCUUCGAAUGGGGUAUGAUUAAUGGCCGUGAACUGUUUCGAAGUAGAAGCUGUCUGUCAAAUAUCUCUGACAAUUUCUUUGUUCGUCAUUCCAAUGUCAUUUCAAGGGAGAAUUGUAUUUGAGCUCCCAGGUUGUAGUUUUCUUUUUGUGUUUGAUGUUUUCAAAUACUUGGCCGCUGAAGCUUUGAUGUGUUCUGAGGAACUGUAAGCAUCACAAGUUGUUUAUAGACAUUUAGUGAAUGUGAAAUUUUAAACCCAGGAACGUUAGCAUCCUUUAA